Molecule: messenger RNA, 2696 nt
Organism: Saccoglossus kowalevskii
Lineage: Eukaryota; Metazoa; Hemichordata; Enteropneusta; Harrimaniidae
Product: vitamin K-dependent gamma-carboxylase-like
Biological process (GO): peptidyl-glutamic acid carboxylation
Molecular function (GO): gamma-glutamyl carboxylase activity; vitamin binding
Source: RefSeq, a predicted model, not a curated record
AAACAUCAUGGCGGCGGCGCAUAUGAAUGGAAACAACCAACUCUAAUUUCAUCAAUAUCAAACACUGUCAGAUGCUUAUUGGCCAUUGCAAGUCAGCGGUUUGGAUAUUUGACUUUUGGUGUGAUCUCGUAAACAUUCUGUACUCAGCUGUUCAAUUAAUGUUAUCUCUUGUGAAGUGACGUUAUUAAAGAUAAAACAAUGAGAAAACGAAUGAAAUCUACUGACGACAUCAGCCAGAAUAAGGAAACAAAACAAUCGCAAAAAACAGUUGGUGAUGAAAACAGCCACAAUGAGAAAGUUUGUACGCAAAAGAGAACAAUGAAGAAAUUGUUCGGUUUCGAUUUUCAAGAUAUAAAUGAAAAGGGUGUUGUUAAACUCUUGAAUGAACCAAGAGAUCCAUCAUCUCUUGGUGUCACCAGGAUAGCAUUCGGUCUUCUGAUGAUAUUUGAUACUUUAUACGAAAGAGGUUUCAGUGCCGCUGACUACAGAUGGGGCGAUCCUUAUGAAUGUCGGUUUCCACUGUUUGACUUCCUAAAACCCCUGCCAGUUGAUUGGAUGUAUGUGGCAUAUCUUAUUAUGCUCUUAGGUGGUGUUGGUAUUUUACUUGGUUUAUUUUAUCGGCUAAGUACUCUGGUAUUUGUCACUAUAUACUGGUAUAUCUUCUUUCUUGACAAGACUGCAUGGAAUAAUCAUUCGUAUUUGUUUGGGUUAAUAGCGUUUCAGAUGUUACUAUGCGAUGGUAACAGAUACUGGUCACUUGAUGGGUUACGAAAUCCCCAAAUCAGGAAUGCUGAGGUCCCGCUUUGGAAUUAUGCUUUACUUAGAGCCCAGGUUUUCUUAGUUUAUUUCAUUGCUGGACUAAAGAAGUUAGAUGAUGACUGGGUGAGUGGGUAUUCUAUGGAGAGUCUGGCAUUACAUUGGGUUUUCAAACCAUUCAGAUACUUUUUGACACAGGAUCAAGUUGGGUUGUUCAUUGUACAUAUGGGUGGAUUAAACUAUGACCUGAUGGCUGGAUACCUCUUAUUUUUCGAUAAAACCCGGCCGAUUGGAAUAUUUCUCAGUUUAAUGUUCCAUGGAAUGAAUUUCUUCAUGUUCUCAAUCGGCAUGUUUCCGUGGACAAUGUUAGCAACUAUGUUUAUAUUUUGUUAUGCCGAUUGGCCAAAGAAGCUCCUCCGUCGUCUUCCAAAGAUACUUCAACGUAUGUACCCUUCAGUGGAAGUGGCCCAGCCGAGUAUUCACUGUAUUUAUGAUAAUAAAGAUCAAGUUGGGUUGUUCAUUGUACAUAUGGGUGGAUUAAACUAUGACCUGAUGGCUGGAUACCUCUUAUUUUUCGAUAAAACCCGGCCGAUUGGAAUAUUUCUCAGUUUAAUGUUCCAUGGAAUGAAUUUCUUCAUGUUCUCAAUUGGCAUGUUUCCGUGGACAAUGUUAGCAACUAUGUUUAUAUUUUGUUAUGCCGAUUGGCCGAAGAAGCUCCUCCGUCGUCUUCCAAAGAUACUUCAACGUAUAUACCCUUCAGUGGAAGUGGCCCAGCCGAGUAUUCACUGUAUUUAUGAUAAUAAAGAAAGCAAUGGAGAUUCCAAAUGCUUGAAAUCGUCAUUAAAACCUACAAGGCUGACAAGAAGACAUUACAGUAUGAGUGCUAUUGUUUUAUCUUAUUUGGCAAUACAGAUGUUUUUACCUUAUUCUCAUUUUAUAACUAAGAUGUACAAAUUGAAUGAGUUAACAACAGUAAAAUUAUUAUUUUGUCUUGACAGAGUUUGGGAUCCUAGAGUGGAUUUAGUUAAAGCUGAUUGGUCAGUUCUUCAGCCGACAUCGUACUUGCUGCCAUUACUUGUAGAACUGUCUCCAUGGCGAUCUAAGUUUGCUGAAAUAAAAGAAACUCUAGAUUCAGAUACUGAUGUUGUUUUUGUUGCUGACUUUCCAGAUUUAUAUUUAGAGAAUUUUGUGAGUGAAGAUCUUAGGAAUACCAGUGUACAAGUAUUGAGUGGAAGAAUCCGUAUUCAUAUAGAAUCUAAUGAUACUAACGUAUUUGUGUCUGAAGGAGAAAAAGUUCAACUUCCCGCUGGUGAAUAUCACAAAAUAUUUACAAUAUCUGAAACACCAUCAUGUUAUAUGUAUAUUUAUGAAAAUACGACUGAGAUUGAAUUUAACAAGAAAGUUAAAGAGUACCAGAAAAGGAACAGCUCUGAGCAAAGUACAGAUGAUGCCAGUAUUCAUAACAACACAGACCUUGAUACUGAUCCUAAUUUAGAAGAGAAAAUCAAACUGAGACUGGAGUAUAUAAAAUCAAUUGAUGUUUUUGAAAACAAGACAGCAUUGGAAAGUGUACAAAAUCUUUUCAGUAAAAGAUAUCAGCAAUUACAGAGAAGUGUUUAUAAAACAGGAGAAGCCCUUCAGAAUAUAAUAUUUGGUGCUGAGCAUUCAACACAGGACACUAUGAGUGAUUCCGCAGAUGCCGUGCAGACACACUCAGAUGAUUUAUAGUAGUCAUAGCAACUACUGGAAAUAUCAAAACAUAUCAUACCCUGUAAGAAUUCUUAGACUAUUUGUUGUAUUAUUUAUAGUAAAUUUGCUUUUUAUUGAGCCAAGUGAAAUUGAUUCAGAGAAACAAGGAUACUUUGUUCUCCCUGGGUGCCUUUUAAUCGCCAUCCUUUGUUAGUCCCCGUUCUAAAAAACAUCAAAAUCAAGAAUUUCUC